ACAUCGAAACCAAACCAAAUCAAACCCGUCCAGUCCAAAAAAAGCAGAUACUCAUAACAUCACCUGUCCCACUUCUUCAUUUCUCCAACUACACAAAAAAAUUCAUCGAGACACAGAGAGAGAGAGUGAGGGGAGCAGUGAUCAGGUAUGUUGCAGCAGAGCAGCGGAGGUGGGACCGUGACUGUGGUGGGCCCGGACUUCGAGCUCCCCGACGAGAUACUCUCGGUGAUUCCCACGGAUCCCUAUGAGCAACUCGAUCUGGCCCGGAAGAUCACGUCCAUGGCUCUGGCUUCGCGCGUGUCCAAGCUCGAGUCCGAGGUGGGCCGCAUGCGCCACCGCCUUCACGAGAAGGACCAGGCGCUGUUCGACCUCGAGGACCGGUUCGGUUCGCUCGAGCGAGCCUACCAGGAGGCCCAGGCCAGACUCAAUAUCGCUCUCGAUGAUAAUAUGAAGCUUUCAAGGGAACGGGAUUCUUUGGAAAUAACUACAAAGAAGCUUGGCCGUGAUUUGGCAAAGUUGGAACAAUUUAAGAGACAACUGAUGCAGUCCCUAAAUGAUGACACAUCUACAGCUGAAACUGUUGAUAUUGGUACAUGUGACCAACUGGUUCCUAGGGCGUAUCCUGAUAAGGAUGAGGGGGCAAAUGGCUAUGUGGCACAUCAAUCUUUGACUGGCUCAACAGACCUAGCAAAUAAAACUGAUGAAGCGUCAUGGCGUUCUGGGCAAAGAUUUUCUAUUACUCCAUAUAUCACACCACGGCUUACGCCAACUGGAACUCCAAAAAUUAUCUCCACAAGUGGAUCCCCUAGAGGUUACUCUUCUGUUGGAUCUCCUCAGAAAACUUCUGGUGCAACAUCUCCCACAAAACCACCAUAUGAAGGGCGUGCCAUACUAUCUUCGUGGUACCCAUCAAGCCAGCAGUCAUCAGCAGCAAACUCUCCUCCUCGAGGACGUUCACAGCCAGGGCGGACUCCUCGAAUUGAUGGAAAGGAGUUUUUUCGUCAAGCCAGGAGUCGGCUAUCAUAUGAACAGUUCAGUGCAUUUCUGGCCAAUAUCAAGGAACUGAAUGCUCAAAAGCAAACUCGAGAGGAAACUCUAAGGAAAGCAGAAGAGAUAUUUGGGACGGAUAACAAAGAUCUUUACCUAUCAUUUCAGGGAUUGCUAAACCGCAAUGUGCGCUAGAACUCAAAAGUACAUUGCUUGUGAUGGUUUUUAAUAAGUGGUCAAUUUUCCAUUAGUGGUUGGCAGGUUGUGGACCAAACUUGUUCCUAGCUGCUUUGAGUGGUAUUUAAUUUGUCGAAGUUGUGAUCAACAUCAGUUUGAUCAGCUAUAGUUUAGCAAACAAGAGUAGGGUUUUGUAGGGUUCAGUAUGUCCCAUUUAGUGCAGGUAUGCUGUGUAAAUAAAUGCUUUGGUUUCUGCAUCACCUGCUCGGCUAUCUAAGAGACAUUACUGUUAGAAGAUUCAUUUCUUAAAACUGCUUGUAAAGAGGGAAUGCUCUUCAAUGCAUCUGAUAUAUUGCAUCUUCUCUCUCAUACAAUUCAUCUCUGAUAAAUGAUUAAAUCAUUGAGAUUUUAUUUUUUUGCUCUA
Molecule: messenger RNA, 1588 nt
Organism: Quercus robur (English oak)
Lineage: Eukaryota; Viridiplantae; Streptophyta; Magnoliopsida; Fagales; Fagaceae
Exons: 10
Coding region: 148-1182 (344 amino acids)
Source: RefSeq, a predicted model, not a curated record